AUGUCUUCCUCCACGUCGCAGGGCGUCGUCGAGCGCGUCCAGUCGUUUGUCUCUGAGAAUAAGCGUGCUGUUCUCAUUGGCGCAGCUGCCGCGGUCGUAGCUAUUGGUGGUGUCGCAUACUAUGCGUCGACCUCUCGCGGUCCUGGCGGCGGCGAUGCCGAAAAGGGCGAAUACAAGAAGGAUAAAAAGAAGGGUAGCAAGUCCUCCAAAAAGCGCAAGACUGUGAAGGAUGCUGAUGGCCCCAUUCUUGAGGAGCGUUCGCCAAGAGUCGCUGACGUGGCCGAGGCAGAGGAUGUCAAAUUGUCGGCAGAGGAAAUCGUUCAAAUGCCGGACGAGGAACGUACGAAGGUUGCUGCAUCACUUAAGGCAAAGGGAAACGGUGCCUACCAGCAGCGCAAGUACAGCAUCGCCGCCGACCUCUAUACCCGGGCAAUUGAAGUUACACCAAAACCUGAACCAGUGUUCUUCAGCAAUCGCGCAGCAUGUUAUGUUAAUAUGUCUCCCCCUCAAUAUGAGAAGGUGAUCGAGGACUGUGACGAAGCAUUGAAGCUCGAUGCUAGCUAUGUUAAGGCAUUGAAUCGGCGAGCGACUGCCUUGGAGGCUCUUGAGCGGGUCGAGGAAGCAUUGCGAGACUUCACCGCGGCGACGAUCCUCGAUAAGUUCCAGAACGAGUCAGCUGCCCAAUCGACGGAGCGCGUCUUGAAGAAACUGGCAUCACAGAAAGUACAAGAGAUCCUUUCAUCUCGCGAUCGCCAUCUCCCAUCCCAAACAUUUGUCUCCGCAUAUUUCGGAGCAUUCCGCCCACGACCAUUGCCACAACUUCCAGAGAACCCAUCGCAGGGCGACCAUACCCUUAUUUUAUCUCUCGAAGCGCUCGCGGCCAGUGAUUACACUCACUCGCUUACACUUGUCAAUGAGGCCGUUGAGCAGGGAAUUUCGUGGGAUGCUGGUAAAGCGGAAGCUCUCAAUUUGCGCGGAACGUAUAAGUUCCUCAUGACUGAUGUCACUGGCGCGAAGGAAGACUUCCUUGCCUCUAUUGAGCUGCAGCCCUCACUUACUCAGACUUGGGUAAAAAUUGCCAGCGUGUACAUGGAGCAGGGCGACCCCAAAAAGGCUUUCGAAUGUUUCGAGGAGGCUAUCAAGCACAAUGCCGACGACCCGGACAUUUACUACCACCGUGGACAAGUCUUGUUCAUCAUGAACGAGUUCGCUGACGCGGCGGAAAACUACACAAAAUCGACAGAGCUCGACGAUCAAUUUGUUUUCAGUCAUAUCCAGUUGGCGGUAGCGCAAUACAAGUCUGGAAACUUGGCGAACAGCAUGGCUACGUUCCGCAGGACACUAAAAGGUUUCCCGCAACGAAGCGAACCACAGAACUACUACGGUGAAUUGUUAUUAGAUCAGCAAAGGUUCGAGGAUGCAGUGGACAAGUUUGAUCGUGCCAUCGAGAUUGAGCUUUCACGCCCGAAGCCUCCACCAGUGAACGCCCUACCACAGGUAAACAAAGGGCUUGCCCUCUAUCAAUGGAAGCAAGAUAUUGGUGCUGCAGAACACUGCUGCCAGGAAGCGUUGAAAAUUGAUCCCGAGUGCGAGGCGGCAGUGGCAACAUUGGCGCAGUUGAGUCUUCAGCAGGGCAAGAUUGACGUAGCCAUGGAGAUGUUUGAGAAACAGGCUUCGCUGGCACGCAGUGAGCCCGAGCUCAUGAACGCCCUGACCUAUCAGUUUGCGACGAAGGCGCAGGUCGAAUUCAUGACCAGAUUCCCAGAGAUGGCUAACCAGAUGAGUCAGAUUGCGAGGUCGAUGAUGUGA
Fibroporia radiculosa is the source of this 1809-nucleotide messenger RNA. RefSeq lists its product as uncharacterized. NCBI's taxonomy places the organism in Eukaryota, Fungi, Basidiomycota, Agaricomycetes, Polyporales, Fibroporiaceae. The transcript is spliced from 11 exons. The coding region runs from base 1 to 1809 and encodes 602 amino acids. The record is from RefSeq and is a predicted model, not a curated record. Gene Ontology annotation, molecular function: protein binding.